Scophthalmus maximus (turbot) is the source of this 5445-nucleotide messenger RNA. It is a transcript of the gene col8a2, whose product is annotated as collagen, type VIII, alpha 2. Lineage: Eukaryota; Metazoa; Chordata; Actinopteri; Pleuronectiformes; Scophthalmidae. Gene Ontology annotation, molecular function: protein binding. The transcript has 4 exons. Bases 372 to 2438 code for a protein of 688 amino acids. The record is from RefSeq and is a predicted model, not a curated record.
CAAGUGCAGCAGUGGCAAAACAGGAGGAGGAAACAGAGGCAGGGACAUCUGCAGAUUCACCAAACUGAGCCAGAGAGACUGAGGGAGAGUUGUUGGAGCUUGUUAAGGAGCACACACAGUUCCAGGAAGACAUGGAAAGCACUGGACCAAUUCAGGGUGCCAGCUCUUUGCCAAGGAGGACACCACUCCUCUUUUUUGGCUGCAUGUUCAUUGAAUAUCUGAUGCCAUCGCAUCCCAUGGGAGAUAUGCGUGGCUGAAGCAAGGAGGGAGGUAAAAGAGAGAGACCCACCUGAAGCUCACACCUACCGCCUCCCUGUACCGUAACGCUCUGAGGAAAGAAAGUUUUUUGUGUCUGACACCUGAAUCCUGGGAUGCUGGUGACAAUGCUGUUGGCUCCUCUUUGUGUGCUACUGAUGCUAGGGGGGCGCGCUCUUGCUGGAGGCUACCCCCCAAUACCCCACAUGAAGUACAUGCAACCCAUGAUGAAAGGACCUAUUGGACCCCCAUUCCGAGAGGGCAAGGGGCAUUAUGUCGAUAUGCCACCCAUGAUGGAAGUGAAGGGGGAACCAGGACCCCAAGGAAAACCUGGACCAAGAGGCCCACCUGGGCCAGCAGGAACUCCAGGGAAACCUGGACUGGGGAAACCAGGUCUCAAUGGCCAGCCAGGCCCCCAGGGACCUCCUGGUUUUCCAGGUAUUGGUAAGCCUGGACUUCCAGGUCUUCCAGGAAAGAUUGGUCCGAAUGGGAUACCAGGACUUAAUGGUGAGGUUGGCCCUCGUGGUGAACCAGGUCCUAGAGGUCCUCCAGGGCAGCCUGGCCUCCCUGGCCCAGCUGGCCUGUCUCUGAAUGGGAAACCUGGGCUUCCAGGCAUCAGAGGGCCCCCUGGGGCACGGGGUGAACAAGGAAUAAAGGGUAUUUCUGGCCCACCAGGUGAGCGUGGGCUUAAGGGUGAAAAUGGAAAUGGUAAAACAGGGACUCCAGGUAUAAGGGGUCCUCCUGGGCUAAAAGGCAGUACAGGACCAUCUGGUCUUCCAGGUAUAGGCAAACCAGGACCAAAAGGUUUGCCUGGACUGCCUGGUCUAAAAGGUGAUCAAGGACUGCCAGGGGAUCAUGGGGAACCAGGAGAUGCUGGGGCUCCAGGUACUCAAGGUCUCCCAGGGCCAGUUGGGUUAGGGAAACCUGGGAUAGAUGGACUGCCAGGAGCACCAGGUCCACUAGGACCAAAAGGUGAGGCGGGAACCAGGGGUUCUCCUGGAUUUCCUGGGCCUCCUGGCUAUGGUAAACCUGGUCUGGGUGGACCAAAAGGAGAAAAAGGCCAUGGUGGGUUGCCUGGUCUCCAAGGAGACAAAGGAGAGCAAGGGAUGGUGGGCCCAGUUGGGGAGCCUGGACUUGAUGGACAACCAGGACCAUCAGGACUUCAAGGCCCAAUGGGACUUCCAGGAAAACACGGAAUGCCAGGACAGAAGGGAGAGCUUGGGCCCCAGGGCCCUCCAGGUCUGCCUGGCCUCAGAGGUGACCAAGGCCCCAGUGGACCAUCUGGUAAACCGGGCAUCCCUGGGGAUAAAGGAAUCCCUGGGCUUAAUGGUCCAAUUGGAAAACCUGGACCCAAGGGUGAAGCAGGGCAUAUUGGCCUACCUGGGAAUCCAGGGUUGACAGGUGGCUUUGGGCCUAAAGGUGAGACUGGGUUUAUGGGAACUCCAGGCCCCAGGGGCCAAUCAGGCAUUCCUGGUCUUCAGGGGCCUAUGGGUCCCAUGGGGCCACAGGGUGCUCCAGGCACAAAGGGUGAACCUGGGCUUCCAGGUCCUCCAGGACUGGGUAAGUUGGGAGACAAAGGAACCAUAGGUCCCCAAGGUCCUCCAGGGAAAGCGGGCCCCGCUGGCCUUAAUGGUAACCCUGGCCCACCAGGGCCUCCAGGGCCACCUGGUCCUCCAGGAAAUGGCCAAACAGUUGUUGCAGGGCCAACAGAUUCACAGUUGGAAGGGGACGAAGUACCAGGGGACAGGAAGGGGUCAGUGUACAGUCAAGUUCCACUCUCUGCCUCUGUAGCACCAGCCUUCACAGCCAUCCUCACCACACCUUUCCCUCCCUCUGGCAUGCCAAUCAAAUUUGACAGGACCCUAUACAACGGGCAAAAUGCCUACAGCUCUGCUAAUGGCAUGUUCACUGCUCCUUUAUCUGGUGUCUACUACUUUGCGUACCAUAUGCAUGUAAAGGGAACUAGCCUGUGGGUGGCAUUGUACAAGAACAAUGUACCAGCUACUUACACAUACGAUGAAUACAAGAAAGGCUACAUGGACCAGGCGUCUGGUAGUGCUGUCCUCGAGCUGAAGGAGGGUGACCAGGUAUGGGUCCAGAUGCCAUCGGAUCAGGCAAACGGCCUCUAUUCUACAGAGUACAUCCACUCUUCCUUUUCAGGAUUCCUGCUCUGUCCCACAUAACCAUAUCCUUUCCUUCAAAUAUGUUCCUGACCUUGCCUCUCAGAGCAGCCCUAAACCUAAAAUACCUGCAGCCCUAAUAGAAACACAAAACAAAUACAAUUAUCAAUAUUAUUGCCAUCAUCUUCAAAUAUCUCACUCUCAACAACAUGAAUGAAAGAGAAAACAAACUGUGUGAAUGAAAUAGAGAGUUUAAAAAAAGCAGGGGAUGGACUUUCAUACUGUGUUCUUUGUUUCAAUGUCUUUCAAAUGUGCGUUUUGGGUUGUAUUUUAUGUUGUUGUUUUUAGCUUAAUUAUUAUAUUGUCAUAAUUUUAUUGUUAUUAUUUGGUCCUUGUCAUCAUUGUUAUUGUUUAUUGGAUUCAGACUAUUGAGUGCCUUACUUUGUAAUGUGCUAGUAACAGACCUCUCUGUGUGACUGCACAUCCUGCCCAAAAGCGCUGACAUUAUAAAAACAACAUCACCAGACUCUAAGGGGUGACUGGUUCCUCUAGCUGCAGUUACUUUCCCCUCACCUUUUAUUUAAACCGUGAAUACUGACAUCAAAAUAAUACGAUACAAUACAAUGUAGAAAAUGUAGACAAAGAAUAACAAAAGAAGUAUUUAGUGCUGCAAUACCAUUACUUUGCAUUUUUCUUUUGUUUUAAGUAUUUGGUAAUGAGAUAAAAUCUUUGUUUUUGUGUGAGAUAUAUAUAUUUUUGACAUUUUGUCAUGAGCAUCUGUCAGGUGCUUAUUUCUCUUCUGGUUUUAAUAGCUGACCAUUUAAAAUAAUGGGUCUUUGUCUUUCUUACAAUUUAACGAACUGUCUAGAAAUGUUAUCCAAAAAAUACAAUCCAAGAAAAGGGCCUCACAAUAUUAGAAUGAUUACAUUUAAAUUGCCAUUGUAAAGAGGAUUAACGGCACCAUGCAAAGACAAUAAAUGAGAAUUUUAUGUAUGUAUACAGUCAAUGUUUACAUGCGAUAGAAUAGAUACUGAAGGCAACUGCACAUGAAUUUUAAGGACAUGACUACAGAUUGAUCGACCUUGUAUUGACCGGAUUUUUCCCAUUUGCACCACAGAUCCCAUCACUGUGUCAUAGGCAUCAUCUUCACAUUAUUUUCCAUUGUUAUUCUGCCUAUCAAUAAAUCAGUAUCACAUUAAAUAUCAAAGUCAGUAAACUUUACUUCGAUACUAUAAAAGUCCAAUUCUGAUCAGAUAUUACAUAUUACCUGUGAAGAUGCUGUAAACGUAUUCCUGCUCAUAUAUAAGAAGGCAAACAAUAUUAAAUAUCAGAACUUUUUCCUUCAAUGCCAGUUUCUGUGUGACUUGUUUCCGGGCAAAUGAAAGCAAUUCUGAAUCUUUUGUAGAUCUGAAUGGAAAAAAUUGUUCUAAAAAUUCCCAAACCAUUGUGUGGGAUAUAGCUGAAUUAUUUAGCUUAACUGAACAUCUGUGGCUACAUGAACCGAAUUUGUCACAGAACACAGCUGGAAAUUAGAUUUGAUCUGCAUUUUUCUCUAUGAAUAAGUAAAGGGACUUGACUGAAGCCCACAGGUUGUGAAAUAAAGGUUGUGUAACAUUUAACAAAUCCCUGCCAGGGUUAGGUGGUAGGCCAGUGGUGAGAGCUGUGUAUUUACUCAUUUCUGUCGUUAAAGAUAGACGCUGUGUGUGUGUGUUUGUGUGUUUGUGUAUGUGUGUGCGUGUGCAUGUAUGUUCUAGUAGGUGUACCUUUCUUUCUGUCACUCUGUCAAUACGUGUAAGUCCAUGCAUAUUUGUGUGUCGUGGUGCCCCUGGCAUUUAGGUCAUAAACACUUCAGUAAAGGUAAUAAUAAACAAGUGUAGUGACAAAAUGUGAGGAAGAAUCCUGUUAAUGUUCCACAAGAAAUCUGUUUCAGUGUCCAUUGGGGUUUGAAGGAAAUUCCCCAAUUUUGAACAUUGCCUUUUUGCUGCAUUUAUCACAAUAUCUGUGCCUUUACCUGCCUUAGCUCAGACAGGAUUCCAAUCAAACUUGUGACGCCCAAACACUAUCAUUACACUGAAUUAUGACUACCUUACUCCCUGAUGGAGGAAUUUCAAAGUAUGGGAGGACUGUGCCAAACUGAGCUUAGCAAUACCAAUGAGUGUCUACCAUUUGACCAAUUUUCAAUACUUUCUCUAAACCAUGCAGUGUUACUUUACAUAAACAGUUAAGUUGCUCUAGAAAAGCAGUCCUAGGAGAAAGCAAAAUCAGAAAUUUACAUAAAUGAAAUGCAAACAAUGCACUUGCUCCUUUCUUUCUAAUAACAAAAAUACAUCUCCAACUGCUAUUUUACAUUAUUAUGUGGGUCUACAAGACAGUCUAAGGCUUGUUAUUACUUGUAUGUUGCCUUUUAUGCCAUUUGUUUUUUUGUUUAACAUAUGACAUAGUGAUGUGAGUAAUACGUGGCUAAUUCUCGCUGUCCUUAUGUUUUCAUAGACAAUGUCACUUGGUUGCAGAGUUUACCUUGUUUGCAAAUCAUUUAACAAGUGAAGUUUCAGUAAAAUCAAUGUAUCUUCUCAAACACAAAUUCCUUGUUUUUUUCUGUACAAAAAUGAACACAAAAAAAGAAAAUAAAAGACAACCUCUCUUCGGUUCUUAAGGGAUAUUUGUUUGUUUUAGUUUCAAGUAAUACAAAUGGUCAUUCCCAUUUGCACAUGAAAUUAAUGAAGAUGUAUUUAUACAUUUAUGAUAAUUUAAUAGGGAUGCCAAAACAGACCACCGAAGCCUAGAACGUAUAAAUCGUAUUUAACGGCAUUGAUGAGUUAAGAGCAUUUACUGUUUUCUAGUUAGCAUUGUAUUGUUGUUUGUGAAGGAUUAUUUGUGGACUUUUUAUUUUCUAUUUGUGUAAUGUACAUGUAUCAACGUAUAGGAUUUUUGUCAUACAAGGCUAUUGCGUGCACGUUAUGCAAUAGAAUUUGGGUAUAAAAUGCACUCUUUUUGAUUGAUGUUUGUCUGCUUAUACAAAAUCUACAGUACUUGAUUGUAUUGAUACCACAUCAAUAAAAACUUUCUUUUA